Messenger RNA from Meloidogyne enterolobii, 477 nucleotides. The record is from the annotation of a GenBank genome assembly. Lineage: Eukaryota; Metazoa; Nematoda; Chromadorea; Rhabditida; Meloidogynidae.
AUGCUUCUACUUGGAGCCGGAACUCCUUCCAACCGGGAGCGACGACAAGCUAUAGACCCGCAAAGAGAUUCUCGUUCAAGCCCUCACGUUAACUCAAAUUAUGGUUAUGCUGCUGCACAACCUGUUGUCUGUAAAUGCGAAGCAGCUAAUAAUUGCCCAGCUGGACCUGCAGGACCUCCAGGUGCUCAAGGAGAGGCUGGAGUUGCUGGAAUUGGAGGCAAACCAGGAAUUCCUGGUGAGGAUGCUCCAGAUUGGCAAAAUGCACCUUUCAAGGGUUGCAUUAAUUGUCCUCAUGGUCCACAAGGUUCACCAGGAGAGGCUGGACGUCCAGGAGUUAGAGGAAUGCGUGGAGCUAAAGGAUCACCAGGAAUGCCUGGACGUGAUGGUGUUCCUGGAUUGCCUGGAAUUCAAGGUCAAGAAGGAAAGCCGGGAGAUGACGGUCCUAUUGGGAAGUCGGGAGUAGUCUUAAGGUUUUAA